Chelonoidis abingdonii (Abingdon island giant tortoise) is the source of this 3241-nucleotide messenger RNA. It is a transcript of the gene MAPK10, whose product is annotated as mitogen-activated protein kinase 10. The record is from RefSeq and is a predicted model, not a curated record. Gene Ontology annotation, molecular function: MAP kinase activity; ATP binding. Lineage: Eukaryota; Metazoa; Chordata; Testudines; Testudinidae. Gene Ontology annotation, biological process: protein phosphorylation.
AUCACGCUGCACAAUGGUUUCCAGGCAGUGAAAGAGGGUGAUUCAGCAAGCCACUCUUUCUUUCCCUUUUAUUUCAUUAUUAUCAUAUGUUUUCCCUCCCUUUCCCCCCUCCUGCUUUAUUUUUUUCCCCCAGGGAUUUUAUUUAGUACACUUUUAAAAUUGAUUUACCUUGAAGUCACCUGCCCAUCAUUAUAAUUAUUUUUUUUUAAUACUCCAUCUCUUCCUCCUCAGUUUGGAAUGUGGUUAAAAAUACCACCUAAGGUUGCAGUUUGAGGGAAGGGUUGCUGUACCAGGAGCGUAGUUCGCAGGCACGGAAUGGGCUAGCAUUAGAAAUUGGUACCAGCAGCAGGCCAGAUUCAGCUAUGGGAAUUCAGGCAUGAAGUUGACCCCUCUCAAUCAUUUCCUAUAGAUGAGACAUAGCACAAGUUGUGGUUUGGAUAAGUCUGACCAAAGAAAUAGCUUGAUGGAUGGUGGGGGAUAGCUGGAGACAGAAAUUACAAAGCAAGGGUAUUUAUGAGCCGUCAUUUCUUGUACUACUGCAGUGAACCUACCCUGGAUGUGAAGAUUGCCUUUUGUCAGGGAUUUGGGAAACAAGUGGAUGUGUCAUAUAUUGCCAAACAUUACAACAUGAGCAAAAGCAAAGUGGACAACCAGUUCUACAGCGUGGAAGUAGGUGAUUCGACUUUCACCGUUCUCAAGCGCUACCAGAACUUAAAACCGAUUGGUUCUGGGGCUCAGGGAAUAGUUUGCGCUGCAUAUGAUGCUGUCCUUGACAGAAAUGUGGCUAUUAAGAAGCUCAGCCGACCAUUUCAGAAUCAAACGCACGCCAAACGAGCUUACAGGGAGCUGGUCCUCAUGAAGUGCGUGAAUCAUAAAAAUAUUAUCAGUUUAUUAAAUGUCUUCACACCACAGAAAUCUCUGGAGGAAUUCCAGGAUGUUUACCUGGUAAUGGAAUUGAUGGAUGCCAACUUGUGCCAGGUGAUUCAGAUGGAAUUAGACCAUGAACGAAUGUCUUACCUGCUCUACCAAAUGCUGUGUGGGAUCAAGCACCUUCACUCUGCGGGAAUCAUUCACAGGGAUUUAAAACCAAGUAAUAUUGUGGUAAAGUCCGAUUGCACGUUGAAGAUUCUGGACUUUGGACUGGCCAGGACGGCAGGCACUAGCUUCAUGAUGACUCCCUAUGUGGUGACACGUUAUUACAGAGCACCAGAGGUCAUCUUGGGAAUGGGCUACAAGGAGAACGUGGAUAUAUGGUCUGUGGGAUGCAUUAUGGGAGAAAUGGUUCGCCACAAAAUCCUCUUUCCAGGAAGGGACUAUAUUGACCAGUGGAAUAAAGUAAUUGAGCAGCUGGGAACACCAUGUCCAGAAUUCAUGAAGAAGCUACAACCCACAGUGCGGAACUACGUUGAGAACCGACCUAAGUAUGCUGGUCUCACUUUCCCCAAACUUUUCCCAGACUCUCUCUUCCCAGCCGACUCAGAACACAACAAACUCAAAGCCAGCCAAGCCAGGGACCUUUUGUCAAAGAUGUUGGUGAUUGACCCAGCCAAGCGGAUAUCAGUGGAUGAAGCCUUGCAGCAUCCAUACAUUAAUGUGUGGUAUGACCCUGCGGAAGUGGAGGCGUGGAGUGUUUUCUGCUCACCAGACUUUAAAAAGCCUCCUCCUCAGAUAUAUGAUAAACAGCUGGAUGAAAGAGAACAUACGAUUGAGGAAUGGAAAGAAUUGAUCUACAAGGAAGUAAUGAAUUCUGAAGAAAAAACUAAAAAUGGAGUAGUUAAAGGACAGCCUUCUCCUUCAGGUGCAGCAGUGAACAGCAGCGAAAGCCUCCCUCCAUCCUCAUCUGUUAACGACAUCUCCUCCAUGUCCACUGACCAAACCCUGGCAUCUGACACCGACAGCAGCUUGGAAGCUUCUGCAGGACCCCUCGGUUGUUGCAGGUGACUAGCCGCCUGCCUGCGAAACCCAACGUUCUUCAGAAGAUGAGGCAAUUUAGGGGGAAAGUAAUAACAAGAAUAAACGAUGGAAAGGAAGAGAAACAAAAGAUAAAGAUAUAAAUGAAACAAAACCCUUUUCAGCCUGCUUCUCCUACAGAGUUAGUUAUGUAAUGCAGCUAAGCUCAAGUAUAUAUUUAACUUAUAGUUGCUCUGCUUUGGUCUUCUUCCAACGAUGCUUACUGAAAAAAAAAGGGAAUUAUAGAAGCCUUUUUCCCCAAAAAAUAUAAAAUUAAUGGCUGCAAAACAAGCAACCUGCAACCGUCCUUUUCACACUGGCAUGACAAGGUGUGCAGUAGCCACUCUACUUACGUAUGUGUGUGUAUCUGAUUUCACGAUCUUGCUAAUCUAUUUCAUCUACUUCUGCCGACUUAGACAGAUAUACACACACUUAUCUCAGUACAUGUGCAGCACACACACAAAUGUGUAUGAUAGUAUAUGCAACUGUGUAUCUCUAUUCAUUAUAUACAGAUACCCAGUAUGUACUCUAGAACUAAUUGGCCCAUUUCAUGUGAACUACAUAAAUACAUCUGUAACAUACUGCCAGUAUAUAAUCUGUUCAAUUUGUUCAUUAAGUUGUAUAUCAUAUAAGAUUUGUAAAAGCAAAAAUAAUAAGUCACGCCUGAGCUCUCUCAGACCCUUGAAGAUGUAGCACCCAAAUUUCAACUGAUAUAUAUAUUUUUAAUAAUACUGGUUUGUAUGGAGGAUGCACCGAGUGGAGAUUUACAAGGAAAAUGUGCAUCAGUGGUGCAUGCUAACAUUUGUUGCUUUGAUUUUUAGAACAGGUGAGAGUUAGGACCAGGUUAAAAGGAAGCACAUCUGUCUUUGGGAGCUGUUGGGGCUGAGGAUGGAGGAGUUGUCCUGUGAAUAUCUCAGCCCACAAGGACUUCAGAGACAAACUUUUCAUAGUGAUAAUACAGUGAGUUAUUUUUCUUAGCUUAUAGAUAGGCUUAUCUUUGUUAAUUAUAAUGUGUAUGUGUGUGUUAGGGGCUAAAAUGUGCGGGGAUAGGCUCAGAUAACAAGAAGGAUGUACAUAAUUUUUAUGUAUCAUGUAUGACUAGGUGCUUGGUAAGCCAGGAUUGCAGACAAGGGAUGUUUGCAGUCUACUCCCUCUCUAGGUAUUUGUUGCUGCAAAGGAGCUGAAUUUCCUUUAUAUAAUUUCCUUUGUGGGAAUUACAUUACUUGGAGAACAUUGAUUCUAUAGUUCCUUUCAGCCUUUUUUCUCACCGGUAACAAAUCAGCUGAUUCCU